This is a messenger RNA of Monascus purpureus, 2169 nucleotides long. Lineage: Eukaryota; Fungi; Ascomycota; Eurotiomycetes; Eurotiales; Aspergillaceae. The record is from the annotation of a GenBank genome assembly.
CUACUUAGUACCUGACUCAGCUCGGACUAGACCGACCCUAAGCAGCAAGCUUCUUAAGCCGGGUUCGCGCUUACACCAGCUUUCAAUUCCUUAGGCAGUGCUGACUUUUCCUUUUCCUUUUCUACUUGUAGCAUCUCAUAAUAUUUCCCUAGCUACCAUGCUCAGACGGAGUUCUCUCCCCUUGAGAGUGGCUUUACGUGCCCACCGAUCCAAACCGUCCAGUUCUCCUCUACAUGUCACCAACCAAAGAGGACAAUUCGGGACGUCGAGCAAACAAGCUGAAGACGCGAAACCUCAGUCAUUCAAGAGCCAGCUGUAUGAAAGUACACAGCAAAGAUUGAAGCGCGAACGCGCCGAGCAAGAGCGGUUUUCACAAUUCCAGACCCAGUCACCUGGAGGUCGCUAUGCAGCUUUGACGUUCGCAUUGGUUUUCUUCUCCGCUGGAGCCUACUACCUAGGGACUCUAAAACCCCCGAAUCUUCCCACCUCGUCCACUACUCCGCUGUCCGAUUUGCAGCCCUUAGAACACAAUGUUUCCAUAUCAAAUCUUCAGGCUGCCUGGGCAGAUUUCGUCGAGAUUCUUGGGAAAGAGUAUGUCUCGACAAAUUCGUCUGACUUGGCUGUGCACACCAUAUCGGACUGGUCUUCUUAUACGCCGAAGGAGAAUGAAAAGCCCUUUCUUGUUGUUUAUCCGUCGUCGACCGAGGAAGUAUCACGCAUAAUGAAAGUCUGCCACCGAAGGGUUAUCCCUGUGACGGCCUACAGCGGCGGUACAAGUUUGGAGGGCCAUUUUACCUCAACUAGGGGAGGCGUCUGUAUUGAUUUCAGCCGCAUGGAUCAAAUAUUGCAUGUCAAUAAAGAGGACCUCGACGUUGUCGUGCAACCUGCGCUUGGAUGGGAAGGUCUGAAUGAGGAGCUCUCAAAAGACGGCUUAUUCUUCCCUCCGGACCCAGGUCCCGGUGCCAUGAUUGGUGGCAUGGUGGGCACUGGCUGUUCAGGAACCAAUGCCUAUAGGUAUGGGACUAUGCGGGAAUGGGUUCUGUCGUUGACGGUCGUCCUCGCCGAUGGAACGAUUAUCAAAACGAGACAACGACCAAGGAAGUCAAGCGCUGGAUACGAUCUUACCAAAUUGUUCAUUGGCAGCGAAGGGACACUAGGACUUGUGACUGAAGCUACUCUGAAACUAACAGUUCAACCAAAGAGUCAAAAUGUCGCAGUUGCAAGCUUCCCAAAUGUCUAUGAUGCUGCAGAAUGUGUGACACGCGUGGUCCAGGAAGGAAUUCCUGUUGCGGGUGUCGAAAUCCUGGAUGAUGUCCAAAUGAAAUGCAUCAAUGCCAGUCAGUCGACUAGCCGGCGGUGGAAAGAGUCGCCGACUCUGUUCUUCAAGUUCACAGGCACACCCGGAGGGAUCAAGGAGCAGAUUGGUAUGGUACAGAAGAUCGUAUCAAACACUUCAGGUCAAUCCUUUGAAUUCGCUCGUGGACAAGAUGAAAUGAGAGAACUCUGGAGCGCCCGAAAAGAGGCUCUUUGGAGCGUGGUAGCAAUGAAGAAGGACCCUGCCGACCAUGUUUGGACAACUGACGUUGCCGUGCCAAUGAGCAAGUUGGCCCAGAUAAUUGAUGCGACAAAGAAGGACCUCACUCAAAGCGGGUUGUUAGCAGGGAUCUGUGGGCAUGUUGGUGAUGGCAACUUUCAUGCAAUUAUUUUGUUCAGCGAAAAGCAAAGGGAGGUUGCCGAGGGUGUAGUUCACAGAAUGGUAAAGCGAGCAGUGGAGCUGGAAGGAACAGUGACAGGCGAGCAUGGUGUUGGCCUAGUCAAGCGGGAUUAUUUGCCCCAUGAAGUGGGCGAGACUACAGUGGAUACUAUGAGACGGGUCAAAUUGGCAUUGGAUCCUCUCCGAUUACUUAACCCGGACAAGGUUGUACGAAUCGAACACCCAGCGCCAGGGGAAAUUAAGGAAUGGUGAAGUACAUGCGUACCUUCCUGGGUGAAGCAGAUAAAGGGCAGUACUAGUGUACUCCGUACUCCAAACCUAUAUAUCCUACCUAUUCUUAAGCCACGCAGGUGGUGGUGAGACUUACCCAGAUGUUCUUUUUUUCCAAUUAAUUAGAGUGAUUACCAACAAGCCGUUUAGGGGGCUUCGAAAAAUAGCUGUUCAAGGUAUUCAUG